Cryphonectria parasitica EP155 is the source of this 1719-nucleotide messenger RNA. RefSeq lists its product as uncharacterized. Gene Ontology annotation, molecular function: serine-type carboxypeptidase activity. Gene Ontology annotation, cellular component: fungal-type vacuole. The record is from RefSeq and is a predicted model, not a curated record. The transcript is spliced from 3 exons. Gene Ontology annotation, biological process: proteolysis. Lineage: Eukaryota; Fungi; Ascomycota; Sordariomycetes; Diaporthales; Cryphonectriaceae. The coding region runs from base 1 to 1719 and encodes 572 amino acids.
AUGAGCGUCACCAAAAUCAUCCGAUCUAACGACAUCCCAGGCACAUACAUCUCCUACAAACAGACCGACAUCUGUGAGACAACUCCAGGAGUCAAGUCCUACAGCGGUUAUAUUCAUUUCGCCCCUAGUGCGCUGCAAGGUGUCCAAGGUGUGGGACUGUACAACAUCAGCACAUUCUUCUGGUUCUUCGAAGCACGUACCAACCCUCGAACGGCACCCCUAGCUGUAUAUCUCGCUGGUGGUCCUGGAGAGGCCUCCACUGCUGCUACCGUUAUGGAGAAUGGGCCUUGCUACGUCGGUGACGAUUCCAAUACCACCUAUGUCAAUCCUUGGUCCUUUAACAAUUUCGCCAACAUGUUGUAUAUCGACCAGCCCGUGCAAGCCGGCUAUUCGUACGAUACACUUGUCAAUGGGACAUGGGACCUUCUCACGAAUCAAACUACGCCCAUGGAUACCACGGAGCCGAAUUCGACCCUCUUGGCUGGAACGUUCCCAAGUCAGAACAUUAAUUUUACAGCCAACACCACUGCAAUCGGCGCUCGUACACUUUGGAUAUUCGUUCAAACCUGGCUGUCCGAAUUUCCAGAUUACACUCGCAACAAGUCCACCAGCAUCAGUUUCUGGGGGAACUCCUACGGCGGCUUCUAUGUUCCCAGAUAUGCAGCCCACUUUCUCAGCCAGAAUCAGAAGAUAAAGGAUGGGACUAUUCAACGCCGCACAAUUGACGUCGAUACUAUUGGUCUUACGAAUGGGUGUGUUGACGCAUUGAUCCAGGCACCGUUUUACCCCAUCUAUGCUGUCAACAACACCUAUAACAUCGAGACCAUACCCCCCGCUAUUGCAGCAGAGGCUAUAAACAACUACACAAAGUCCGGUGGGUGUGCUGAUCAGAUUCUCCAAUGCCGUAAGCUUGGUGCUGAAAGCGAUCCGUAUGAACUCGGCAUCAACGAAACUGUCAAUACUGUCUGCGCCAAUGCCUAUGCAUACUGCUUCAAUAACGUCCUGGGCGCCUACGUGAUUUCCAAGCGGAGCGCAUAUGAUAUUUCCGCUUUACUGCCCGUCGCUAUCCCGCCCCUCUCGGUUCCCGGUUUCUUCAACCAGGACUGGGUUCAAACCGCCCUCGGCGCACCGCUGAAUUGGACGUACAACUCUGCCGCUGUGCGGUUGAACUUCCAGUCCAUCACCGGCGAUCCUGUGCGCCGUAAUAUAGGAGAUCUGAAUGAUCUCCUGCAGAACGGCGUCAAUGUCGCGCUCAUAUAUGGGGACAGGGAUUUUAUGUGCAAUUGGGUGGGCGUCGAGAAUGUGUCACUCCAAUUAGACUGGGCGGGAAAGGAGAACUUCGUGGGUGCGGGAUAUACCAAUAUUUCCGUCAACGCUUCCUUUAUUGGUGGUGUGGUGCGGCAAACGAACGGUCUGAGCUUCUCGCACAUCUUCCAGGCUGGUCACUCGGUCUCGUUCUGGCAGCCUGAAACGGUAUCGAAGAUCUUUGACCGGGCGAUGCUGCACAAGAACGUCGCGACGGGAGAAGUUGACGAUGGAUACAUUGGUGCAUACAAGAGUAAGGGACCGGCAUCAAGUUUGAGCAUCAGAGAGACUCUGCCGGAGAGUGAUGUGUGGGGCGCAUCGGAUAGCUGUACAAAAGAACAGCUGGCAGCAUUGGCUAAUGGGACAGCGGUUGUCCAGGACUUCGUGGUUGUGGAGCCAAAAGGGGUGAGAUGA